CAGAGGCGUUUUACAGUCCUAGAACAUCCAAUAAGAUGCGAGUUCUACAGAGUCAGCCAAUGGUAUGCGUGCAUUUUCAAUGACUACCAAUCAGCUCAUGUGCUGACUCAGUGGCUAUUUACUUUGACAGUGAGAAGCUAACUAGCGCUAGCUUCACUUCAUCCCAGGGCUGAGCAGACUGACCCCCGCUCCCAAGAUGGCUUGUGUUCGAGCGUUUGGUGUUCUUUCCAGAUUCACAUCAAGGAGAUACGCGCUCUUCACAGGUGGUACCUGUCGCACCUUCUCAGUAGCUCCUGCAAUGCUAGCCAGAACCCAUGUGAACUAUGAAGUUAAGGACGAUGUUGCUGUCAUACGGAUCAACGACCCAAACUCCAAGGUUAACACACUGUCAAUCCAAAUGCAAAAGGAGAUGGGAGAAGUAAUGAAUGAAGUUUGGGCCAACGACGCCGUUAAAAGUGCUGUCCUCAUCUCUUCAAAGCCGGGAUGCUUCAUUGCAGGAGCUGAUAUAAAUAUGAUCCAGGCCUGCAACAGUGAAGAAGAGGUAACCAAACUUUCUCAGGACGGGCAGAAGAUGUUUGAGCUAAUUGAAAAAUCUCCUAAACCCAUUGUUGCUGCCAUCAACGGCUCUUGCUUAGGUGGAGGCUUAGAGUUUGCCAUCGCCUGCCAGUACAGAAUUGCAACAAAGAGCAAGAAAACAGUUCUUGGUACUCCCGAAGUAAUGCUUGGUCUUCUGCCUGGAGCUGGUGGUACCCAGAGACUCCCCAAAAUGGUUGGUCUACCCAAUGCCUUUGACAUGAUGCUGACAGGAAGAAAUAUCCGAGCAGAUAAAGCCAAGAAGAUGGGGCUUGUCAACCAACUUGUAGAUCCCCUAGGACCUGGGCUGAAGAGUCCAGAAGAAAGAACAAUAGACUACCUUGAGGAAGUUGCGAUUGAAUAUGCCAAAGGGAUCGUCAGUAAGAAGAUCCCUCUCCACAAAGCGAAAGGAACGAUGGAAAAAAUUCAAGACUACGUUAUGAGCUUUGAGUUUGUGCGGAAUCAGAUUUACAAAACUGUCUACAGUAAAGUUAUGAAGCAGAGCAAGGGACUUUAUCCGGCACCCCUGAAAAUAAUCGAAUGUGCAAAGGCUGGACUAGAACAAGGCCCUGUUGCCGGAUACUUAGCUGAGUCUCAGAAUUUUGGUCAGUUGGCAAGAACCUCGGAAUCGGCGGCCCUGAUUGGUCUCUACCAUGGUCAAGUUGCGUGCAAGAAGAACCGCUUUGGAGUUCCUGAAAGAGAAGUGAAGACUCUCGCCAUCUUGGGAGCAGGUUUGAUGGGAGCAGGCAUCGCCCAGGUGACUGUGGACAAAGGUGUGCACACAAUCCUGAAGGACACCACAACUUCUGGACUGGCCAGGGGAGAACAGCAGGUUUACAAAGGGCUCAAUGACAAAACUAAAAAGAGGAACAUCACGUCAUUUGAGAGAGACUCCAUCCUGUCCAACCUGACUGGCCAGCUGGAUUACAGCGGCUUUGAAAAGGCCGACAUGGUUAUUGAAGCUGUGUUUGAAGACAUUAACAUCAAGCAUGCUGUCCUGAAGCAAGUGGAGGCUGUGGUUUCCCCUCACUGCAUAUUUGCCAGCAACACGUCCGCUCUGCCCAUCAAGGAUAUUGCUGCUGUCAGCAAGAGACCAGACAAGGUGAUUGGGAUGCACUACUUCUCUCCAGUAGACAAGAUGCAGCUCCUGGAGAUUAUAACCACCAAUCAGACGUCUAAGGACACCACAGCCUCCGCUGUGGCAGUCGGCCUGAAGCAGGGCAAAGUCAUCAUCGUUGUUGGGGAUGGACCUGGCUUCUACACGACUAGGUGCCUGGCUCCCAUGUUGGCUGAAGCAGUACGAGUACUUCAGGAAGGAGUUGACCCCAAGAAGUUAGAUGCACUCACCACAGGCUUUGGGUUCCCUGUGGGUGCAGCCACACUGGCUGAUGAAGUUGGUAUCGACGUUGCCGCGCACGUGGCCGAGGACCUCGGCAAAGCUUUCGGCUCUCGCUUUGGUGGUGGAAAUGUGGAGGUUCUUAAGUCCAUGGUGGACCUGGGAUUCAAGGGCCGCAAAUCAGGAAAGGGUUGCUAUGUCUACCAGGCUGGACUCAAGACCAAAGAAGUCAACCCAGAAAUUGGAGAUAUCCUUGAGAAAUUCAAGUUGACACCAAAUCCUGCUGUAUCAUCCGACUCUGAUGUGCAGUACAGGCUUGUUUCCCGAUUCGUCAACGAGGCCGUGUUGUGUUUGCAGGAGGGCAUUCUGAACAACCCUCUGGAAGGAGACAUCGGGGCUGUGUUUGGGCUGGGAUUCCCCCCCUGCCUUGGAGGACCUUUCCGUUUCGUGGACAACUUUGGUGCAGACAAGCUGGUGGAGAAGAUGAGGCAAUUUGAAGCCGUCUACGGGAAUCAGUUCACACCAUGCCAGCUGCUUAUUGAUCACGCAAAGGAUCCUAGCAAGAAAUUUCACAAGUGACCGUGUGUGCCAAUAGCUUUCAGGAGACCUGCGGUCUGCCACUAGACUGUGCCUAACAUUUAUGUCAUGAGUGGGGGAAAACUUCUGGGAAUACGGUCAUGUUGUCAGUUUUUUAGGUACACCUAGCUUAAACAAAUGCAGUUUAAUACUGCAGUCCUAAUAAAAUAAAAUAAAAAAAGAGUCCAGAUUUAUAACAGGAUUGUUGUAUCAUUACUUUUAGCUGGUGCACCUUGUAAAGUGGCAACUGAGUGUGUUCAUGUCAGCUAAAUCGAAUGUUUUUUUUGUACUUUAACAUUAUUGAUUAACUUGAUGAGGCUGUAUGAUUGAGGAGCAGAUGGAGACUAAUUAUUCUCACAUUGCAGAUGUAAAAAGACUGAAGGCAAAAGAAUAAAAAUAUAUUUCCAACAAACAAAUUAAAUAAAUGUCUACCAGUAUGGUUCAGAAAAUGGCUUUUGUUUUUUUUGUACAUUAAAGAUCUUCUGGCCUGGUUUGAGCAAUGUUGUAAAUGUGAAGACUGAAUAAAAUGCUGUUGUUGAAAUCAAA
Molecule: messenger RNA, 3031 nt
Organism: Etheostoma cragini (Arkansas darter)
Lineage: Eukaryota; Metazoa; Chordata; Actinopteri; Perciformes; Percidae
Gene: hadhab
Product: hydroxyacyl-CoA dehydrogenase trifunctional multienzyme complex subunit alpha b
Exons: 20
Coding region: 197-2488 (763 amino acids)
Biological process (GO): fatty acid beta-oxidation
Cellular component (GO): mitochondrion; mitochondrial fatty acid beta-oxidation multienzyme complex
Molecular function (GO): enoyl-CoA hydratase activity; long-chain (3S)-3-hydroxyacyl-CoA dehydrogenase (NAD+) activity; NAD+ binding
Source: RefSeq, a predicted model, not a curated record